UCAGAACAAAAAAUUUAUGUCAUCUGAAAACACUGCGAAAAAGAAAAAGAAUUAAGCAGCGCAAAGAAGAAAGACGAAGAAAACUCAACCCUCAAACUCAAACCCACCCAAGAAAACUCUCUUUCUCUCUCCUCCAAAUCCUUUAUUUUCUCUCUCUAACUCCAUCUCUUCAUCCUCUAGCUACUUCAUUUCUUCAGGAGGAGAAAAAUUGUUCGUCACUUCAAAUCAGUUUAAUCGGCGAAUUUCGAAUUGUUAGGGUUUUUCGAUUCUCUCUCCUCUUUUUGGUGGUUUUAUAAGCUUGAUUUUGAGCGAUGGAGCAUGCAAUUCUGAGAUUUUAGCUUCAAGAAAGGUUUAGCGGAAAAGGCUAGGGUUUUUGUUGAUUUUUUCGGCUGCAUUUCUUGUUCCUUGUUUUGCUGGUUUUGUGUUUGAGUGAGUGAAAUUUGGUUCGAUCUUUGGAUGGAUUCGCGAGAUUCAACUUCAUCGUCCCCGAUGAAUGUGGUUCGGGAAGGUGCGGAUGACGAUGGUGCUCUUUCAGUCACUGCUAUGCUCGCCAAAGAAGCUUUUAUGUUUUUUCAAUCUGAUAAGUUUUCGGAAUGUGUUGAUGUAUUGCAUCAAUUGUUGCAGAAGAAAGAAGGUGAUCCAAAGAUUCUGCAUAAUAUUUCGGUCUCAGAGUUUUUGCGUGAUGGAUGCUCAGAUCCAAAGAAAUUGGUUGAAGUCCUUGUCACUGUUAAGAGAAAGAGUGAAGACCUUGCACGCGCAUCCAGAGAGCAGUCAGAUGUUGCUGCUCAGGCUGCUAAUAAAGUCAUUACAGGAGCCAAAGGAACUAAUAAUUUGGCGAACAGUCCCAGUACAGUUUUCACUGAUGAAUUUGAUGCAUCUGUGGCGGCCCUAAACAUUGCAACUGUCUUAUUCCACCUUCAUGAGUAUUCAAAGGCAUUGUCAGUUUUGGAGCCACUGUUUCAGAAUAUUGAACCCAUAGAUGAGACUACAGCUCUUCAUGUUUGCCUCUUGCUGCUGGAUGUUGCCUUAGUGACUCAAGAAGCUUCUAAAUUUUCAGAUGUAAUAAGUUAUCUUGAAAAGGCGUUUGGAGUAAGUUAUAUGCUCAACCAAGCUGAUGGUGGAAGCACAGGGCAACACCAAACUUCAAACCUUGUCUUGAAGUCAACAUCAAUUCCUAACAACUCAUCAGCCUCAGAUGAGUUCAACCCUGAAGGGACGGUCUCCGGAAUUACCUCAGAAGGUUCCUUAUCAAGAACAUUAUCAGAUGAAACAAUUGAAUAUGAGAACCUGUUAUCAACACUCGAUAUCAGUGGCCAGAAUAUAUCUAGGGCAUCUAAUCUUUCAACAUCGAGUGAUCUCUUAAGAGCUGAUCGCUCUACACCCACCAUUAAUUUGAGGUUGCAGUUACCCCUGUACAAGAUACAGCUUUUGCUUCUCACAAGAAAUCUGAAGGCAGCUAAGCGUGAAGUUAAGCUGGCAAUGAACAUUGCACGUGGCAUAGAUUCUUCUAGGGCUCUACUACUUAAGUCACAGCUUGAAUAUGCCCGUGGGAACUACCCUAAAGCAUUCAAGCUUUUGAGAGCAUCAAAUAGCCAAUCAGAUGUUGGAAGCUCAAUCAUAAUUAACAAUAACACCGGGUGUAUCUACUAUCAACAGGGGAAUUAUCACAUAUCAAGCAUAUUCUUCCAUAAAGCCCUUAGCAAUUGUUCAUCUCUUUGGAAAGAGAAGCCCCGCAAGCUGGUGACAUUUUCCCAAGACAAAUCUUUGCUCGUAGCAUACAAUUGUGGUGUGCAAUACUUGGCCUGUGGGAAACCUGUACUUGCAGCUCGAUGCUUCCUGAAAGCUAGUUUUGUUUUCUACAACAAACCUCUUCUGUGGCUUCGACUUGCAGAAUGCUGUUUAAUGGCACUGGAAAAAGGACCCUUGAAGCAUAGUGAGGAGUCACAGUUGAAGGCCCAAGUUAUUGGGCAAGGAAAAUGGAGACAUCUUGCCUUUGAGAAUGGUUCUUUGAGAAAUGGGAUCGUGAGUUCCGAUGACAAGGAAGAUUUAGGGCUUGACAAUAAUAAUAGCAAGCCAAAACUAUCAAUGACAUUUGCUCGACAGUGUCUUCUUAAUGCUCUUCACUUGCUAGGCAAUUCUGAGUUUAAACAUACCAAGUCUCUUUCGUUGACAAGAUCUUCCUCUGAGGAAAAUGACACUACUGAUGUACCAUCAAAGAACCCGGGCCACAAGAAUUUGGGAAGCAAUGACGUGAAGUCUAAAGACACAGCAGGCUCAGGUCAAGUUAGUGCAAAUGGGGACGCAAGAGAACAGAGAGGCGGAGCUCAUUCUAAUACAGCCGCAGCAAACGCCCUCUCUGAGUAUGAGGAGAUUUGUAGAAGAGAAAACCAGAAGAUCAAGCAGGCUGUUCUUAUUGAUUUGGCUUUUGUUGAGCUUGAAUUAGGAAAUCCACUCAAGGCGCUCACUACAGCUCUGACUCUUCUCAAAAUUCCUGAAUGUUCUAGAAUGUAUGCCUUUUGGGGUCAUAUUUAUGCAGCCGAGGCCCUUUGCUUGCUGAACAGACUGAAAGAAGCUGCUGAGCACCUUUCAACUUAUUUGUCUGGUGGAACACUGGAAUUGCCGUACAGUGAAGAAGAUUGCAGACUGUGGCAGGCAAAGAAAACUCUGGACGCUGAUGAUCCAAACACUGGGCAAACUGCUACUAGGGUCCCUUCAUCGGUAGAGCAACAAGAUAACGUGUUUCUCACUCCCGAGGAAGCUCGAGGAGCACUUUAUGUUAAUUUAGCUUCCAUGCUCGUAUUACAGGGAGAAUUUGAGCAGGCAAGUCGGUAUGCAACACAAGCUUUGGCGAGUCUGCCUAAUAGCCAAGAAGCCGCACUUAUGGCAGUUUAUUUGGAUCUGAAGUUGGCGAAACCUCGUGAAGCUCUUGCCAAAUUGAAACGUUGUUGUCGGGUUAAAUUCUUGCCCUUCACUUCAAGAUCAAAAGCCGAUUCUUGAUCUUUAUUGUUGAUUUUCUUCUCAUUUUGCAUUAGUCGUGUAGUCCAUACCGCAGUGCGCGUUUAUGACAGGUAGGUAACCCAGUCCUUACAAAGUAUUUGUAACAUAAAUAUAGUUCAAUUGAGAGAAUAAAGUUUCUCAUUUUUCCAAUUUUUUUCUUUGUUAAUUUUCUCUUCUAGAUUUUACAUGUAGGGUUGGAGGAAAUGGCCAACAUUUUCGCUUAGGUCAGUGGGAAUGCCUGCCACAAUGUCAUUUAGAGUCCUUUUAGAUGUGAUUUGUAGUUAUUGAAUUGUUGAUGUUUUUAGUGCUCAUCAUUUUUAUGUUAAUUGGGAAAUAGAAAAGGAGCACCUUGGAGCUCUUUCCAUAUAAAUUUAGUCAGAUAUCCUUCCAACU
Beta vulgaris subsp. vulgaris (sugar beet) is the source of this 3390-nucleotide messenger RNA. RefSeq lists its product as uncharacterized. Lineage: Eukaryota; Viridiplantae; Streptophyta; Magnoliopsida; Caryophyllales; Amaranthaceae. The record is from RefSeq and is a predicted model, not a curated record. Gene Ontology annotation, biological process: mRNA catabolic process; negative regulation of translation. Bases 457 to 2997 code for a protein of 846 amino acids. Gene Ontology annotation, cellular component: CCR4-NOT complex. Gene Ontology annotation, molecular function: protein binding. The transcript is spliced from 6 exons.